Molecule: messenger RNA, 2230 nt
Organism: Impatiens glandulifera
Lineage: Eukaryota; Viridiplantae; Streptophyta; Magnoliopsida; Ericales; Balsaminaceae
Product: bZIP transcription factor 29-like
Exons: 6
Coding region: 347-1966 (539 amino acids)
Biological process (GO): regulation of DNA-templated transcription
Cellular component (GO): nucleus
Molecular function (GO): DNA-binding transcription factor activity
Source: RefSeq, a predicted model, not a curated record
GUUUUCUUCGUCAAUACAGAAAAAUGUCUAGAGAGAGAAAGGUAAAAGAGUAAACGAAGAAGAAGAGAAGAAAUCAGAGACUUUGUUGUUUCCGCCUCACUAAAAUCGAAAGUUAUUCACUAAAGCUGCCGUCUUCAAAUAUCUCGCCCGAUCUUUAAACCAAAUUGUCCCAAAUGUGGCGAAAAAUUUCUUGCCUAUCUUGCGCCGCCGACUGCCAUUGUUUCUGAGCUUCAAAUCACCGUAUAGUGACAAGCAGAGACCGAUGAUCCGCUGUUGUUAGUGAGCUCAUUUCGUAGUCUGGGGUUUUAAAUCAACUGGGUCAUACCAUAGAUAUAGGUUAGAAGAAAUGGGAGAUACUGAGGAAACUAGUAUGGAUAUGGAUGUGAUACAAAGGCUACAAUCUUCUUUUGGAACUUCACCUUCUUCACUUCAAAAGAAACCCAUUUCCAUGCCUCAAUUAGAUAUACCUCAGUUUAAUACCUCAUCAGUUCGUCCUCCCGUGAGGCAAUUUUCGUCAAACUAUACUGUUGAUUCGAUUAAGAGAGUAGGGAUACCACCUUCCCAUCCGCAGAUCCCUCCGAUUUCACCUUAUUCACAGAUUCCAUCUUCCCGUCCGGCUAGUCAACUUCAUGGUUCGCAAAAUUUCAGUCCUAGCCCAACUCAUUCUCGAUCCUUAUCACAACCCUCAUUUUUCUCCCUUGAUUCCUUACCUCCACUUAGCCCAUCCCCUUAUAGGGACUCCCCAGCGAACUCGAAUUCUGGUCCAUUGUCAACAGACGUGUCAAUGGAGGAUAGAGAUGUACUUUUGCCGCCUUCUCCUUUCAUGAGGGGUCUGCCAAGGGCUGGAGAAAGCCUUCCACCUCGCAAAGCUCACCGUCGCUCUAACAGCGACAUUCCAUUUGGAUUCUCCUCUAUGAUUCAGUCUCCUCCUCCAUUUGUUCCAGCAAGAAGCCCAUCUACAUUAGUUAAGCGAGAAGUGAGUUGGAGUAAGAGCAGGGAGCAGAACUCAGAAGAAACUGGUGAGAGGAAAACAGAAGGAGAAGUUGUGGAUGAUCUUUUUUCGGCUUAUAUGAAUUUGGACAACAUUGAUGCAUUGAAUUCGUCAGGGACAGAUGAUAAGCAAUCUAAUGAUAAUCUAGAGGAGAGUAGAGCCAGUGGGUCGAAAACAAAUGGAUGCGACAGCAGUGACAAUGAAGCGACAAGCAGUGUAAAUGAGAGCGGUGGUGGUGGUAUCAGUUUGAAAAGAAAUGCAGGAGGAGAAGAAAUUGUUCCAAGUGCCAGCAGACAUUACAGAAGUCUUUCUAUGGAUAGUUUCAUGGAGAAGAUGAACUUUGGUGAUGAGAUGCCUUCCCCAGGAAUACAUUCUGCACAAGAUGCUAAGUCGAAUGGCUUCAGUUUGGAUUUUGUGAAUGGAGGUGAGUUCAGUGGUGCCGAGAUGAAGAAAAUAAUGGCCAAUGAGAAACUUGCUGAAAUAGCAGUCAAUGAUCCUAAGCGAGCUAAAAGGAUCUUGGCAAACCGUCAAUCUGCUGCCCGUUCUAAGGAAAGGAAGAUGAGAUAUAUCGCUGAGCUUGAACACAAGGUUCAGACACUUCAGACAGAGGCAACAACUUUGUCUGCACAACUUACUCAUUUGCAGAGAGAUUCUACUGGACUUACUAGCCAGAACAAUGAGUUGAAGUUUCGAUUACAAUCCAUGGAACAGCAGGCUCAACUUAGAGAGGCUCUCAAUGAAGCUUUGACAGCAGAGGUUCAUAGAUUGAAGCUGGCAAGUGCGGAACUGAACGGAGGAGAUGCAUCCAAGUUUCAACAACUCUCUCUGAAUCCCCAGAUGUUUCAUGCACAUCAUCAUCAGCUCCAACAACAACAACAAUCGCAGCAGCAGCAGCCGCAAACUCAAAAGCCAUUGCAGCAGCCAACAUCACAGCAACAGAACAACACAGCCACAUCACAUGAAUCCAAACCUUAGGUUUCAAAAGGAGAAAACCAACAAACCCCACCCAUGGCCAGCAACAACAGAAACUUUGAUUUCCCAUGUCUAGUUUAUUUUGCAUGAGUCUGAGAGUCUAUUAUGCAUAUUCUUUAAUUGUUUUUUUUUUUUUUGCAUAAAACACAAUCAAGUGGUGUAUUAUUAUAACUAUAAUCAUCAAAUCAGUACUAUUUCAUUUGCCAUUAUCAUAAUAUGUGUUCAUGUACAAACACCUUAUAUAUUUUAUAGUCUAAAAACUGGGUA